GGGCGCAGGACUGGCUCCCUCCGCCCGGUGACUGUCUUGGCAACGUUUUGACGCGAAUUUUGCAGGAAGAUGAGUGUGUGUGUGGUGGCUGUGGUGGCUGUGGUGGCGGUGGUGGCUGUGGUGUGUGGGACCUCGGCAACAGAGAGGGACGGGAGAUUCUUCUUCAUCAACCCAGGAAAACCCACGGCAGUCACGUUCCUGUUGAACGUGCCUCUGUCGCUGGUCCUGCCCACCCUGGCGCCGGUGAACGGGCGGUCCCUGGACGCUGAGGGCCGGGACGAGACUCCCGAGGACCUAGCGUGGGACCAGGCAUAUGAGUAUUCCUUGAAGCGGCUCCUGGUGUACUUUCAACAUCUUGAGCUGACGACGAUGGCGUGCCAGGAGCGUCUUAUAUGUGAGAUUACUGCCGACCCUGACGGCUUCUCCCCCAUCACUCAGAUCUUCACCAAGGAGCUCAGGCUCGAACACGGGCCUGUGGAAAGAACGGAGGACUCCCUCAUGUGGCGGUACUUGACAGCUGCGCGCGAGGGCUUCACGGAGCCCAUUGAGCGGUGCGCCGUCGCCUACCCCACCUGUCCUCUGUCCGCCCACAGCAUCCUGGACACGUCUGUUCUUAAGGUGUGGCAGUUCUUAGCGUCAAAACUGAAUUUAAGGCUUAAAUAACCUGUUAGUGAAGCAAAUUAAAGCAGGUAUAGAAUAUACAAGUGAACCUGAAAGCAAUACAAACUGAAGAAAUUAAUUAUGAAUUUGUGAUUUUGCUAGUCAAUACUGCUUUUAUAAAAUACUAAAGUUAAUACAUCAAAUACAAAAUAGUUAUUAUUACUUAUACAUUAAUAUUCAGAUUCAAUUAAAAGCCAGCAGAUACAGGCGAGACUUACUGUAUAUCCAAAAGUGGUUGGAAGAAUGGUAAAUGCUUUUCAACAUUGUGGAAAUGAAGUGUUUUACGUGCGGGGCAUGACAAUGUGCAUCACCGCUACCACAUCAACAACGUUACCUUACAGCAGAUUGAUGAAGAAAUAGAUCUCGUCAUCAGAAUCCACCAAUCACUGAAAGUUGCACACCAAGUGGGAACUGCAGUACAAAAAAGCUGGCCAAAUCCUAAGAGUCAAAAGAAACUUAGACUUUUAAGGAAAUAAAGGUAAUUAUUCAGCUAUAAAAGUCCCUGGUGUGCCCUCACUGGGAUUAUUGUAUGCAAGCGUGGUGACUUCAUCUUCAGAAAGAUAUCUGCUUUGGAGAAAGUGCAACACCGGGCAACAAAAAUCCUUCUGGAACAAAGUCAACUCUCGUACCAGGAACGGUUGAGGGCCACAGGGCUAACAACACUGCAAACCAGACAUGACGCGGCUGAUCUCAUCGAAACUUUUAAAAUUGUGAACAAUUUGGAGGAUAUCGACCUGGACAACUUCUUCAAAAGGUCAAAUGUGACACAAACAAGGAGCAACAGUUUCAAACUCAUCAAGACACAGCGAAGGAUUGAAAACAGGAGAUGCCAUAUCACCCAUACGGUUAUAUAUCCAGAAGCCGCCUACUCGACGAAGCCAUAAAUACCAAAACAAUGCUGCAAUUGAAGAUCGAACCCAAUAAAAUCAUCAGGACAAAUGAGGGACAGUCGACAGCCGCCGGCUUCCUGUCCUCGUCGAGUCCACAAGAGAGAGAGAUGGCGGCUCUCGGGUAAAACUAAUAUCUAUGAACACUUUCUAAAGACAGAGACACUGACGUCUUAAGUUACGGUCUUCAACACAGAUUGGAGGUGGACAUUUACCUCAACAGAGACAGUAUUACGUGAGGUGAUCGCCCCUCAUCUUUCACCAGGUGUGAGUUCACAGAGAGUGCCAUGCAGCCUAUCUUCGACAUCUACUGAUCUAAACCUAUAUUUUCGAAUGGCAUAAUAUCAUACAAUUAUGUUGCUUUUGGGAAAAUGUUCUCUAUAAAUUCCAUACAUUGUUAAAUUAAAUUUCUUUCAAUUUAUAUUAUAUUUUUUUCAACGAAAGUCUCAUCAUUCAAAUUUGUGGAUAUAAUAUUAAUUUGGUGCAAUUGUGGAGACUCACAGCUUCAGAUAAGGAAUUAAAAGAGCAAUGAGGUAAUCUUGUAGAUUAUCUCUUAAGAGUAUGGCUUGAUUACCAAGUAUGGCUAAGAGUAUUUCUUGACUUGUCACUCAAGUUGUUAGUGAUUAUUUCUUAUUUAUGCCUGAAAUAGUAUUUUUGCUAAGCCUGGAUAUCUCUGAAAUCAAGAUACAGUAAAGUUUCAUAAUAUGUCUCGCUAUACAAGUAUUAUGAUCUUAAGUUAAUAUAUACAUGACUCUUGUCUUAGAAUUAGUUAAUAAUGUUACAAUUGUUAAAUUUAGUAUCGUUUUUGUAUCUUUUUUUUAUUUAAUAUUAUAUUAUAUUGGGCAUUACCGUUUUUGUAAGGCUUAUAAUAUAUAAUUCUCAUAGUGUGUAAUGUAUAGUUUUUAUAGUGUAUACCUUAUAAUUCUCAUAGUGU
Procambarus clarkii (red swamp crayfish) is the source of this 2481-nucleotide messenger RNA. RefSeq lists its product as uncharacterized. NCBI's taxonomy places the organism in Eukaryota, Metazoa, Arthropoda, Malacostraca, Decapoda, Cambaridae. The record is from RefSeq and is a predicted model, not a curated record.